Molecule: messenger RNA, 3191 nt
Organism: Papaver somniferum (opium poppy)
Lineage: Eukaryota; Viridiplantae; Streptophyta; Magnoliopsida; Ranunculales; Papaveraceae
Product: sodium/hydrogen exchanger 7-like
Exons: 20
Coding region: 21-2951 (976 amino acids)
Biological process (GO): proton transmembrane transport
Cellular component (GO): membrane; chloroplast envelope
Molecular function (GO): sodium:proton antiporter activity
Source: RefSeq, a predicted model, not a curated record
UUCUAUUCUUUGGACUUUGCAUGGUGUUGGGAAUAGGUUCAAGACAUUUAUGUCGUGGAAGUAAACUACCUUAUACAGUUGCUUUGCUUUUCAUUGGAGUUGGUCUUGGAUCACUAGAAUUCGGUUCGAACCAUGGACUUGGAAAACUUGGGGAGGGUAUUCGCCUUUGGGCAAGUAUUAGUCCAGACCUUAUCUUUGCUGUUUUUCUUCCUGCACUUCUCUUUGAGAGCUCUUUCUUGAUGGAAGUACACCAAAUCAAGAGAUGUAUAGGUCAAAUGCUUAUUCUUGCUGGUCCAGGUGUUCUGCUUUCGACUGUUUGUCUUGGAUCUGCGAUGAAGUUUGCUUUUCCAUACAAUUGGAGUUGGAAGACAUACUUGUUGCUGGCGGGGAUUCUUAGUGCUACUGAUACUGUAGCUGUUAUGGCUUUGUUGAAAGAGCUUGGUACGAACAAAAAACUGAAGACAAUAAUCGAAGGAGAAUCAUUGAUCAACGAUGGUGUAGGUAUUGGCCUUGCUUUUGGAGUGGCAUCUGUUUUGUGGUUGGGAUUUAUAUUCAACGACACUGUUAUAGAGAUUUCGCUGACACUUGCUGUGAGCUACCUUGCUUACUUCACUGCUCAAGAGGGCGCUGGCGUGUCGGGUGUCUUGACUGUGGUGAUUCUAGGGAUGUUUUAUUCUGCAGUUGCUAGGACAGCUUUUAAGGGUGACAGCCAACAGAGUUUGCAUCAUUUUUGGGAAAUGGUUGCCUACAUUGCCAACACCCUCAUUUUCAUCUUAAGUGGAGUGGUUAUAGCUGAAUCUGUUAUUCACAGUGAGAACUAUACCUUUAAGCAUGAAACUUCAUGGGGUUACUUGAUUCUUCUUUAUGUUUUCGUCCAAUUGUCCCGCGUUAUUGUUGUUGGCACCUUGUAUCCAUUUUUGCGCUACUUUGGGUAUGGCCUGCAGUGGAAAGAAGCAAUUGUUCUUGUUUGGUCAGGCUUAAGAGGUGCUGUCGCGUUGUCUAUGUCAUUAUCAGUGAAGCGUGCAAGCGACAGUUCAACCUUUGUCAAUCAUGAAACAGGAACUCUGUUUCUUUUCUUUACCGGUGGGAUUGUAUUCAUGACGCUCAUUGUGAACGGAUCAACAACACAAUUUCUUUUACGUUCCCUUGGUAUGGAUAAGCUAUCGGCUGCAAAGAAACGGAUCUUGGAUUACACAAGGUACGAAAUGAUGAAUAAGGCACUGGAAGCAUUUGGUGAUCUUGGAGAUGAUGAAGAACUAGGACCUUCUGAAUGGCCCACAGUGCAAAAAUAUCUUGCUUGUUUGAAUAACCUGGAAGAAGACCAGGUGCACCCUCACACUCAAUCUCAGAAUGAGAUCAACAUCGAUGCUAUGAAUAUAGAGGACACAAGAGUACGCCUCUUAAAUGGAGUCCAAGCUGCAUAUUGGGGGAUGCUAGAAGAGGGGAGAGUAGCUCAGCAUACUGCAACUAUCUUAAUUGGUUCAGUAGAUGAGGCAAUGGAUUUUGUCAGUCAUGAUUCUCUAUGUGACUGGAAGGGCUUAAGGUCCCAUGUUCACUCUCCAAGUUACUAUAGAUUGCUCCAGAUGAGCAUCUGUCCACGGAAGCUGGCGAGUUAUUUUACGGCGGACCGGUUAGAGUUAGCAUGUUGCAUAUGUGCUGCGUUUCUCCGUGCUCAUAGGAUUGCAAGGAGGCAACUGCAUGACUUUAUCGGCGACAGUGAAAUUGCUUCUCUUGUGAUCAAUGAAAGUGAAUCAGAAGGAGACGAAGCAAGGAAAUUUUUGGAAGACGUCCGCUAUACUUACCCUCAGGUUUUGCAUGUUGUAAAAACGAGACAAUUAACUUAUGCAGUGCUAAAACAUUUGGGUGAGUAUGUUCAAAAUCUUGAAAAAGUAGGGAUAUUAGAUGAGAAAGAGAUGAUUCAUCUUCACGAUUCUGUGCAGACUGACUUGAAGAAAGCUUUAAGGAACCCUCCUGUAGCAAAGAUGCCAAAGUCAAAUGAUAUGCUAAGAUUACAUCCUUUGUUGAGAGAACUUCCUUCUAUUGCACGCGUGCAUCUUGAAAUAUCUACAAAAGAAAUGACAAAGCCACAUGGAGUUUCACUUUGUGAAGAGGGUACUGAACCAAAUGGAAUAUGGCUUGUUUCAAAUGGAGUUGUGAAGUGGGGGAGUAAGAAUUUUAGAAACAAACAUUCUUUGCAUCCAACAUUCUCACACGGAAGUACUUUAGGCUUAUAUGAAGUACUAAACGGAAAGCCCUACAUCUGCAAUGUCAUCACAGAUUCUGUUAUAUCCGGUUUCUUUAUUGAAAGUGAAACGAUACGCUCCUUGCUCCUAUCAGAUCCUGCUGCAGAAGAUAUCUUGUGGAAGGAAAGUGUCUUAGCCAUUGCCAAAAUCCUUCUACCACAAAUUUUUGAAAAAAUGGCUAUGCAUGAGUUGAGAUCCCUUGUUGUGGAAAGGUCUGAUAUGAAUGUAUACAUAAGCGAGGAAAUUAUAGAAAUAGCCCCUCACUCCAUUGGAUUUCUAUUGGAAGGAAUUAUUAAAUCCGUAACUGAUCCAGAGGAAAUGCUGGUGUCUCCAGGGGUGCUGUUGCCCUCAUAUGGCGAUUUAAGCUUUCUCAGUUUGGAGACAUCAGCAGGUUCCAAGGAUGCAAUUUUCCUUCAUCAAAGAACCUCAUAUCAGGUUGAAACUAGAGCUAGGGUGAUUAUACUUGACAUGGCAACAGUUGAGGCUGACACUCAACCACGAAGGAGAAAAUCUUUGUGGAACCCUGCUGCAGCCCAAUCCCCUAGAUGCUUAAAUAGAGAGCACAGCGGUCUAGUGAGUUGGCCGGAAGACUUGUUCAAACACAAACGACGCCAACACAAGAAUCCGGGUAGCAGCUAUAGAAAGAAGUAUCAAGAUUCCUCAGAGAAAAAAACUGCACAGUCAUUCAUAUCCAACGGGUCCAUCUAACGUACAGGCUAGGCGACUUGUGUCUGUCCGAUCUGCAGGGUCUAAUGAUGUGAGGAAAACUAGCUUCACGCUAAAAGCUUGCGAAGGAUCAGAUGAAAACUGUCAGUGGAAACACUAACUAGAGUGAUGGAGUGAUAUCUCAAGUGAUGAAUCCGUUAAAGAAGACGAACUCAUCGAGAGAAUCGAUUCCCCAAGCAGGCUUUUGUUUUAACACCUACCAUUUCCAUCCUCGUACAUGUA